Messenger RNA from Rhinocladiella mackenziei CBS 650.93, 1545 nucleotides. RefSeq lists its product as uncharacterized. Gene Ontology annotation, biological process: mitotic sister chromatid cohesion. The transcript is spliced from 2 exons. Bases 1 to 1545 code for a protein of 514 amino acids. Lineage: Eukaryota; Fungi; Ascomycota; Eurotiomycetes; Chaetothyriales; Herpotrichiellaceae. Gene Ontology annotation, molecular function: protein-lysine-acetyltransferase activity. The record is from RefSeq and is a predicted model, not a curated record. Gene Ontology annotation, cellular component: nucleus; chromatin.
AUGCCUCCCAUUAUCUAUCCUUAUACCGUCACCAACAGUUACAAAGGGGGUCUUUUCAUGCGUACCUAUAGUCGCAAUGUUCGACGCGCCUGGGAUGGCGAGGACUAUCGUCCACCAAAACGCCAACGUCUCGAUCAACCUUGGAACGCGCCACUCUCCUCUCUAGCAAACUACAAUGAAAAUGCUACAAAUUCUCUCGAUCUCGAGGACAGUCUCGAACGCGCCAUCCGCGAGACCAGUGUCGCGGCCAUGUCUUCAUCACCCUCUCGGAAAAACAGUACAAUCUUCUCUGCAGAGUCACAGGAGGACGAUAUGGGAUCUAGCACCAUCACCCCACCUUCGUCACCUCCGCCGGCGCUACAACUCACGCCACCCAAUGUCAAGGUUCGGAAACCGACAUUCUCCUGUCUGGACAAGUCCAAGAGAGGAACGAAAGGUCCCAAAGCUGCGAAACGAAAGCAUGGUGAACAGUCGACAGGCCCGAGCGACGCUACAACUACGCGUCACGACUCGGAGCCACUCUCGGAGAUCCUCAAUUCCAGCACACGCGCACAAAGUGCACAGCCAUUGACCAAAGACGCGUCCAUGAGUCAAGACCAAGGCCUCACACCAGUCUCGCGAUCGACCACACACGGCCCAAAGCUCACGGUCCCAAAACAAAACCUCAUCCAAACCGUCCUCGACUUCGGUCAACCCCUCAUCCCCACAACCUGCCCACAGUGUCAAAUGUCGUAUAUUUCUUCCCUGCCUGAAGAUGCGCAGCUACACAACAUGUACCAUAAUCGAGACAGCACCGGAAUCGAACUGGGAAAACCAUUCCUGAAGUCGGCCAUGCGUUGGUGCUACCAAGUGUCUCACAUUCCGGGAAGUGUGGUGGUGGUGGAUCGCAAGAUUGCUGUCCCUGGGCGACGAGCGGUGCAAAAGGUGUUGGAAAUUAUCAAUAAAGAACUGGGGAGUGUGGACAUCAAGGAGGACGAACUGUGGAGUCAGCGCGUACCUGAAGGGGAGAAGGAGGAGGAAUCAAGCGGGCGCAAAUGUGACCGGUACAAGGCAUUCUUGCAUAUUAUCGAUGAAAAAUGCGUGGGAAUCUGUCUUGCCGAGCGGAUCACCAAGGCUCACCGAGUUCUUCCCGCGGAGACGGCAGCGAGUGAAACAAUAACUUUGAAUGGUCAUUUUCGACCUACCGGUCCUGCGACCCCUGCGGCUACUGAAACCCACGAUGAGGAGUCGACUCAGCUCCCGGCCAAGGCUCAAAUUCCCACUCCGGUACCCAGUCCGACAUCUUCGUCACCUUCAUCAAGCAUCAGUCUCUCAGAAGAAACCUAUCCAGCCGUGGUGGGGGUGAGUCGGAUUUGGACGAGCCGAGCGUUCCGGCACAAAGGAAUUGCCACCAACCUGUUGGAAUGCGUUAUGAAUCAAUUCAUCUAUGGAAUGGAAAUUGAACCUGACAAAGUGGCAUUCAGUCAGCCAACAGAAAGCGGAGCCGCACUAGCACGAGCAUGGUUUGGUGAGGACGACGGCUGGGCGGUCUACAGAGAAGAGUGA